This is a messenger RNA of Ictidomys tridecemlineatus (thirteen-lined ground squirrel), 3604 nucleotides long. NCBI's taxonomy places the organism in Eukaryota, Metazoa, Chordata, Mammalia, Rodentia, Sciuridae. The record is from RefSeq and is a predicted model, not a curated record.
AAUGCCCACUAGCGGGAGCCCAGGCGCUCUGUCCGGGAGCGCAGCCCCGGCUAAAAUUGCAGGAGUGGGAGGGGAGCGAGCCAGCUGGAUCCCGAGUCGCUGAGCGAGCCGGCCCUCGCUCCGCCGCCGAUGACUCCGGAGCUCAGGCCCAAGCGCCGCCCAUGCAGCAUCCUUGAGCUCCGCCGAACCAGAGUUCAUGAAAAAUCAUUUAACAGUCUCCGCGGCGGGGAGCCAUGAGCUGUCUGGAUGUUAUGUACCAAGUCUAUGGUCCUCCGCAGCCUUACUUCGCAGCCGCCUACACCCCCUAUCACCAGAAGCUAGCCUAUUACUCCAAAAUGCAGGAAGCCCAAGAGUGCAACGCCAGCCCCAGCAGCAGUGGCAGUGGCAGCUCCUCAUUUUCUAGCCAAACCCCAGCCAGCAUAAAAGAGGAGGAAGACAGCCCAGAGAAAGAGCGCCCACCAGAGGCAGAGUACAUCAACUCCCGCUGCGUCCUCUUCACCUAUUUCCAGGGGGACAUCAGCUCCGUGGUGGAUGAACAUUUCAGUAGGGCCCUGAGCCAGCCUAGCAGCUACUCCCCGAGCUGUACCAGCAGCAAAGCACCAAGGAGCUCUGGUCCCUGGAGAGCAGACAGCUCCUUCCCGAUGAACCAGCGCAGCUUUCCCGCCUCCUUCUGGAACAGCGCGUACCAGGCACCAGUACCCGCACCUCUGGGCAGUCCUCUGGCCGCGGCUCACUCUGAGCUACCCUUCGCCACCGCAGACCCCUACUCUCCCGCGGCGCUGCACAGCCACCUGCACCAGGGCGCAGCCGAGGCAUGGCACCACGCGCACCCGCACCACGCACAUCCCCACCACCCGUAUGCGCUGGGCGGCGCCCUUGGCGCCCAGGCCGCUGCCUACCCGCGACCUGCCACUGUGCAUGAAGUCUACGCGCCGCACUUCGACCCUCGCUAUGGUCCUUUGCUGAUGCCCGCCUCCUCCGGGCGCCCGGCUCGUCUUGCAACAGCUCCGGCACCCGCACCCGGCAGCCCACCUUGUGAGCUCUCCGCAAAGGGCGAGCCAGCCGGAGGCGCGUGGACCGCGCCCGGGGGGCCCUUCGUGAGCCCUGCGGGGGAUGUGACCCAGAGCCUGGGCCUCAGCGUGGACUCAGGUAAGCGGAGGAGGGAGUGUAGCCUCUCCGGAGCCCCUCCAGCGCUGUACCCGACCCUGGGCUAAGCCUUAGACCCCUUUAGUCUUGGGAGACUCCGGGACUCUGUGGUCAGAAUCUGCAUGGAUUGUGUUUGGGCUGAUACAGAACCCUGUGCCAUCGAUGUGGGCUGGGUUAGAAAAUAGGAUCCUGCCCUAACCUGGCUAUAAAAUAUUACAGAAGACUCCCUCCCCUCUUUUCUUUUUAAAUAAAAUCUGGUGCAAAGGUUCUAGCUCUGCGCUGUUCAGAAUUGUAGCCACUAGCCACAGUGUGACUACUGAGCACUUAGUAUGUGUGACUAGGGCAAAUUAAGAUGUGCUGUCAGUACAUAAUACACACUGGGGUUUCAAAAACAUUGUGCUAAAAAAUAAUGUAAAAUUCACCUCGUUAAUAUUUUUAUAUUGAUUUUGCAUGUUCAAAUAUGUUCAAAACGUUGCAUAUUAAAUAUAUUGGGUUAAAUAAAACAUACUAUUAAAAUUCUUACUUGUUUCUUUUUUACUUUUUUUUAAAAAUGUGGCUGCUAGAAAAUUUAGGAUUAUGCCUCUGGCUCCCACUGUAUUCCUAUUGGACAGCGCUGAUCUAGAGUACCUGCUGAGAGUGUAGUUUAAAAUACUGUAUGACUUGCUUGGGGCUCUCCUAGUGACAGUCAUGUGAUUCUUAGAUCAGCUUAAUUGCCAAAUUAAAUAGGAAUCUUAAAAUGUAAAACUUACAGACUGUGAUUUUAACGAUAAUGCUGAGAUGCUAAAUCUCUGACUUAAUUUGAAAGGUAUAAAUGAGGAUUUUUUUUUUUUGCUUUUUUUUAUUUUUAGAACAAAUGGAAAAAAAUGUUAUAUUAAAAGUGAAACAACUAGCUUGUAGUCUUCUCCACUCAGGUGAAGAUUUACUUUUCUGUUUGCUUUGAUUUUACUUUCAUUCACCAUUUACCCUUUCCCCCUUUAGAUGAAGUCUGUGACUUUCACAAUAAAACAGUGGUGUUUUGUUUUUCUCUUUUCUUAAAUAUCUUGUGCCUUCCCUCCCCCUUCCUUCUCUCUCCCUCUCUUUUUGUUUUUCCUUUCUUUCUCUCUCUCCCUCCCUCCCUCUCUCUCUCUCCCUCCUUCUCCUUCCCCCCCCCAUUCCCACCUUCCUUUUUUCUUUUCCUCCCUCUCUCUUCCCCACCUUCUCUUUCUCUCUUUUAUCUUCUCUGUUUUCAGGUUUACAGCCUCAGGACAAAAGCAAGGAUCUGUACUGGUUUUAGAGCCCAACUUCUUCCCUGUAGGUCUCUGCAUAGUGCAAUUGAUGACUCAGAGCUGAAAUGGAGUGGGUUUGUAACAGCUUCUGAUCUUGGUUUGCAGCUCCUCGUUAUUCCCUCUGUGGUGCAUCCCUUCUGAGCUGAUCUGCUGACCCAGGGUUUCCCCUCCCUUUCCUUUCUGACCAGCCAUGGAGGCUCAGCAUCUGUGCCUCUCACUUCGUGGAUGAGGACAUGGGGGAAGGCAGAGACUUCAAACUUCUCCAUGUAUUGAGAAAAUUAAAAGGCACAUUUAUAGAAAUCUCAUCUAAAGUUAAUCUCUUCCAAAAGAGCAGAUCCAGAGACUCUGAAUUAUUUUCAAUGAUUUUGGCCAAAUCACUGGAAAUAUCUGGUGAGAUUGUUUAGUCAGGUGAUAUGACACCAUAAGCUUUCAUGGAAUGGGAAAAAUAUUUUUUAUGCUGUUGUGAAUUAUUUCAUUAGGCAGUGUGAUCAAUACACUACUGAUGUCAACAUCCUCAGGUUUAAAAAUGUCAUUAAAAUCUGCAACAAAGACUGUAGUAGAGAAGUAAAAAGAAGCCAAUUCUUCCUUCUUCAAGACUCAGCCUCCAGCUUCUUUCCUGCCCAUCUCCUUCCCACAACACCCACUCCAGACAGAAAGACACUUUUUCCUUUGGACUGUGAACAUGGAAGCCUCAGUCUGAAUGUGAGUGGCAAGUGGCUGAUCUGGAGCCACCUGCCCAAGUCUUACUAAAAUGCAGCUGUUGUAGGACAACUGUUUAAAACUCCAGAAAUACAUCGACCAAGGUGGCACUUCCCAGUGUUUGGCAGAACAAUUGCACUGGAUAUAUUAUAUAUAUAUGUAUAUAUCAUCUUUUUUACAAGGAACAUUUUACAAUGAAAGAAGAACCCUGCUCUGCCUUCUCUCCCACAAAUCCUGUCCCUCCCUUUGUCCUCCAGAUGAAAGAUGCAAUAAAAGAUUCCAACUGUCUCCAUGGAAAGGAACAAGAAAUCACCCACCACUAGGGGGAAAAAAAAACAUCUAUGGAGUAAACAACAUCUAGAAUAUUUUUCUCAGUCUCCAAGGUUGUGAUUGGUCACUUUUGUAUUGGAACAGGGGAAAGGGUCUGUGUGUGGGUAAAGGUGAAGGAGAUAAGGAAGAAGAAACAAACAUUAAAGAUGUCUAUUUACUACAAG